AUGUCUGCCCGCAUAAUUUUGCUAAUGCUCGAUCUGAGAACUGGCCAGGUUAUGUCUUUUACCCCGGCGUAUGGGGAAACUCACCUUGGAGAAGAUCGUACUAAUAAUAAUGCCAGUGGUUUGUCCGAGGAAGAUAUUGAUAGGUGUCUGAAGAAAAAGAUUUUAUGUCCGGAUAUUCUCGAUAAUAAAGGAGACGAGGAGGAAGAAACUGAAGUUUGCGCGAUUUGCUUGGAUGGUAUGUGUCACCAGAAAGACAAGACGGGUGUUGGAAUCCUCGGAUGCGGACACGAGUAUCAUGUAUGCUGUAUCAAACGAUGGUUGCGUGUGAAGAAUUUUUGCCCACUAUGUAAAGCUGUUGCGAUGCGCACGUCAGCCUGUAAUUGA
Messenger RNA from Erythranthe guttata (spotted monkey flower), 384 nucleotides. The record is from RefSeq and is a predicted model, not a curated record. NCBI's taxonomy places the organism in Eukaryota, Viridiplantae, Streptophyta, Magnoliopsida, Lamiales, Phrymaceae.